AUUCAGUCAAUUCAGGAUCAAUUCAUUCUUCGCUUAUUUCUUUAAUAUCGCGAUAUGCUGAUGAAUAUGUUGAUGAAUAUGUUGAUGAAUAUUCCGAUGAUGAUAAUGAGUAUUCAGAUGAAUAUGUUGAAGAAAAUGCUGAUUUGAGCAAUAAAUCUAAUCCUUCUCAUAGACCUGCUUCCAAACAUACCGUUACAUUUAGUAAAUUAAUGUCAUUCGGUUCUAUUAGAGGGAAAUUGAAUCGUCAACGUAGCGUACGACAUAUUCGCAUGUUAAGUGAAUUAAACAUUCCUGUUCCUGAUGCAAAUGAUCCAAUUUUAUUUGAAUCUAGCGUGCAAAGAUGGAAUUCUUCUGUAUUUAAAAAAUCUUCAAAUAAUUACCUUGUCCUUACAAGUAAUUGUCUUUGUAGCUUUAAAAAUGUUGAGAAAGCUGCAAAAAUAUUUGCUGGUCUAACUCAUAAUCAUAGCACUGACGACGAUACUUCUUCAGAUUCCAAUUCUGAAAACGUAACUAAAGCUUUACCAUCGGAAAAUAUCAUUCUUUCAUUACCCACAGUUUAUGCCAUAUCCGAACAACUAACACCUGAACCUUAUAUUAGAAUUGAUUAUAUAUCGGGUCCUAAAAAGCAUGCUCAAGUUACAAUCACACCCAAAGACCUCCAAAAUCAUAAUCAAUGGCUUUCAACGAUAAGAGCCACAGUGCGUAACGCGAAUGCCGUAGGUUCUUAUUUAACGCUGAGUCAACGUAAAUGGAUCAUGUCAAAAUUAAAAUUGUCACAAGAUUUAUCCGAUGAGAACGAAGAGAAUUUAGUUGCUUUUCGUGUUAUAUUAAAAUCAAUAAUCGAUGAAGGUUCUAGGAAAGAACACGAUAAAGAUCCAAAAGUUACAAUCUUUCUCAUUUUAGGGAAAAGCAAUGUUUACUUCAUUCCAUGUAGUUUAGUUGGAAAUGAGUUGUUAAGUGAUGAAAAUGGAAUGAAAUCAGAUCGAAAUAUUGAAGAUACCAAGUCAAAAGAUGUCGAAUUUCAUAGAUAUAAAUACCCCUUGUUAUGUCUCACGGACAUAGAUUCAGAUGGAAGAGAUGAUUCCUUUCAAUUAACAUUUAAAAAUAAUAUGGGGUCCAUGAAAAGAACUUUGUCACUUGGUUCUCUCUUGGUGGAAAAUAUUAUAACUGAAAUUCGCACAGCGAUCGAUUCUAUUACAUUUUGGUGGCCAAGCCCCGGUUAUCAAUUAAGGGCUCCGACAAAUAUGCAAGCAACGAUUGUACCCCCUGAACCUGAGAGCGAUAAAGCCUCACAGGUCUUGGGGCUUGAAAGAAUGAUUGAAGCUCAAUGUCAUGCCAAUCUUGUCAAUAAAACAAGGAUUACUUUCAAAAUUGAAUAUGUAGUUGGAGCCAAAAGUACCUUUAUAGGAUUAGGCAUCGGCCAUUUACCCUUUAGAUUUAUCCUUCUCCCCCCUGCAUCUCAAUCACCUGACUCACAUUUAGAGCAAGAAGCUACUUAUUCAAAUCAAGAGUUAAUAGCGAUUUUUAAUUCUCUUAAAUAUCAUCCACUUUUACAUGAAGUAAUUUUCCGUCAUACAAACCUUUUUGAACUUCAAAUUCAACAAGGACCUAAAGAGCAUGAAGGAAUGAAUAUGCUUGCCGCCGUAUUAUAUGACCUUUUAUUAUCCAAUCCAAGAUUAAAGAAAUUGGAUUUAACAUCUUGUGGAAUUACAAGUGAAACAGUUUCGGCAAUUGGGAAAGCCCUCAUAACAGGACAAUCAUGCUUAGAAUGUUUAUUAUUGGGAGGAAAUUCAAUUAGGGAGGAAGGGGCUCAAGCAUUAGCUAGUGGAUUAACUGGUCAUAAAUCAGCCAUUAAAGAAUUGGAUAUUUCAAAUUGUAAAUUAACCAAUGAUUCGGUUGAAUCAAUCUUUCAAGCCUUGGAUACAAAUGUUCCCGGUGAAUUAGAGGUUUUAAAUAUCUCAAAUAAUACCUGUGAUUUGGAAACAAAUGUUUUAGCGGAACUUUUGUCAAAAACCGUAUCGCUUAGAACAUUAAAUUUACGUAAUUGUCAAAAAUCCUUUACUCAUAAAAAUCCUUUAAUAUCGGUGGAAAUUUUAGGUAACGUUGUUAACCUUACAACUUUAGAUUUAGGAGAGAUUUCACUUAAUAGUCGUGAUCACUUGAGUGCGUUAUACGCAUAUAUUCAAUCGCCGGCAUUCGCCAAAAUACGAUAUUUAAGUGUGGAUCAUUGUGAUUUGGAUGGUGGAGCGGUUUCUCUAAUAUUAUCAUAUGUCACAACAUCACCAAAUUAUGAAAAGAUAAGAGUUUGGGCAGGAGGAAAUUAUGUAACGAGAUCCUCACAAGGUUUUAAAGAAUUUAUUAAUGCGAUUAGAAAUGGUUGGACUCCAAUAUGGCUUUCAUUGGAGGAUACGAUAUUUGGAUUAAAUCUUGACAUGAUCAUUGAUAUUUUACAAGCAUUUUGUGAAAAUACUGUUGUACAAUAUUUAGAUCUAUCUUAUCCAAAUUUUAGUUCACAUAAAGGUGCAUCAUCUGGUCCGCAAAUGCAAAUGGUUGCAAGGAAAGCAUGUGAAGCUAUCGGAAACUUAUUUAAAGAAAAUAAGUCAAUAAAAAGAUUAGAUUUGCACGGAGAAUCUGGAAGAAGGUUCGGUUCUUUACUCGGUGAAAGUUUAUCUGGAUUGAAAGAGAAUAACACUUUGGAAAAAUUGAAUAUUAAAGGAAAUGCCAUAGGUGAUAAUGGUGCUAAAGUGUUAAGCGAAGCUUUGAAAUUCAAUAAAACAUUAAGAGCUUUAGGUUGUGAUGAGAAUGAGAUUGGUAUUGAAGGGUAUAGCGCAAUUCAUAAAGUCCUUACCAACGGUUUAAAUAUGACAUUACAACAAUUCUCAUACCCAACACAAGACUUACGAACCUAUAAUGAAAGUCUAGAUGCAAAAUUAAUGGUUAACUCACGUGAUACCUUAUUCGGUCCUCCUACGGCUAAAAUGAGUCAGAGAAUUGCAGCAGAAAAGCAAAAGGGUAGUUUCCUUGAAAUUGUAGAAGAAAUUAUGUUGGCAGUUGAUGAAGGUGCUUCUGAAAGUAACUCUAACACGGAUGACAAUAAAUCAACUAAAAGUACGACCUCUUAA
Messenger RNA from Funneliformis mosseae, 3122 nucleotides. The record is from the annotation of a GenBank genome assembly. NCBI's taxonomy places the organism in Eukaryota, Fungi, Glomeromycota, Glomeromycetes, Glomerales, Glomeraceae.